AAGUGCUACUGGAUUUCCGACGGGAUGAACCCUUGGAACAAGAGCCGGGAGGACUGCGGGAAUCGGGGGUCCGCGCUGCUGGUUCCGUGGGAUCAGGACGAGCUGGAAUUCCUAAAUGAAAGCCUGCAGAAACCCACCCGGAACUUCUGGAUCGGCCUCUCGGUGCCUGUGGCCGGGACGGGCUGGACAUGGGAGAACGGCUCCUACCUCGACCAGGACCGGUUCCAGCUGGACCUCGAGAAGCGACCUGGAGCCUGUGGAACGCUCAAGGGGAAUGGGAUCUACCCUCAGAACUGCCACACGAGGCUGCAGUGGAUCUGCCAGAAAGAAUCUGCCGAGAUCUGAGCCUCCACUGCACCCCGAAACCAGUAUUAAUGCAGGAAAAAAACCCAGUUCCCGCGGGGAUGGGCAGAGCCGCAGCCGGUGAAAGUCUCCCCGAGGCGGG
Molecule: messenger RNA, 445 nt
Organism: Poecile atricapillus (Black-capped chickadee)
Lineage: Eukaryota; Metazoa; Chordata; Aves; Passeriformes; Paridae
Product: killer cell lectin-like receptor subfamily B member 1B allele A
Exons: 3
Coding region: 25-345 (106 amino acids)
Source: RefSeq, a predicted model, not a curated record